GAGGCCAGAACGGUAGUAGUCACAUGGUCUGGUACUUGGCAUUGUGGGAAACAAACAGAGCGGUGGCUGGUGUAUGAACAGCGUCCAACGUCAACACCACUUACUAUUGUGGGCUAAACAAGUAAUAAGACGCAGCUGUCUAGCAGACGGACUUAGACGCCACGGUUAUCACUAUGCACCGGGAAGAGAAGGUCCAUGUUCGGUGAAUCUGCCCGUUGGGACGGGUUUCCAGGACUUUACAGACAGCAGCUAGCCGAGUCGGUCUCACUGGAGUAGCAACUCGCUGCAAGGUUUUACGAUAAAUAGGACAGAGGAGUCGCAAAAGUUGGAUUUAUCUUUGGACCGCACGGAUUUAUCUUUGGACCGUUUCGUAUGGAUAUGAAUAGUAGGCUUGAUCUGACGUUUUUAGCAGUACCGUGACUUUGUGGUCAGUUUGUUGUUGUGCCUCGGCUCGCCAGAUUAACAUCGACCGAUGCUUUUCAACGCAGUGAUUGUGUGACGAAAACUGCUGGGAGUAUCGCCUCCGAUUCGAGGCGAUGUGAAAACGUUUUUUCUUUAAAUCAUUGGACUGGCAUGUCUCCCAAUUUGGUGUACCCAAGAUCAAGAACUGCCACACUGGACGAUAAUUCGUAUGAUGGCAACCCGGAUUGGAAGAAUUUCCGUUUGAAGCCUAUGUAAACAGUUAUCCUCUAUGCUGAAAAAUAGAAACGUGUCCCCAACACAGAAACCAUCGAUAACCUUUCUCACUGUCAGCACAUCACCCGAAUCUUUCUCGGUUGUCAUUAUUUAUGUUCAAGCGUCAUCGUUUCUACAAGGGGGAAACGGGAUAAUUCAAGUACACAACGCUCCAUCUUAAAUCCGGGCACAACCAGUCAGAGCGACUGUAUAUCUUCCUGAGACUCAGUUGUAGGGCAACCAUGUGGGGCGCAAGGGCGCCACCAUCCCUGCAGGUCGUCCUAAAGGUCCUUAAACACGCUGCGGUCAAAGGACAGAUCCAGCUGAACCGCUGGCUCCAGAGAUCCUCCCCGGACGAGUGCGAUAAAAUUGACAUCUUGAUAUGCAACGCGUUUGACGAGAGAGGAGCAGCCGUCGGUAAAUCUGACGGAGACCCUGAGAGCAUCGUUGACGCUGGCGUGUCAUUCACCGGUAGCGUCACCAACGGUGAUUUCAGACACCCGUGUUGUAUUACCACGUGUUGUUUCAAGAGUGCCCUCCUGGCGUGCAUUGUGACAGCUGUGUGCUUCUCCUCCGUGGCUCUAGUCCGACAGUACCUCAAGGACCUUCUACUCUGGGUGGAGAGCUUGGACAGCCUGGUUGGAGUCCUGCUGUUCAUAGUCGGUCUGAUCAUUGUCUCCUUCCCAUUCGGCUGGGGCUACAUCGUACUGAACGUGGCUGCGGGAUACCUCUACGGCUUCGUGCUGGGUAUGGGACUGGUGAUGGUGGGGGUGCUCAUCGGUACCUUCGUGGCUCACCUGGUGUGUAAGAGACUGUUGACGGACUGGGUGGUCAACAAGGUGGGGAACUCUGAACAGCUCAGUGCUGUGAUACGGGUGGUGGAGGGGGGGAGCGGACUCAAAGUUGUGGCCUUAGCGAGACUCACGCCCAUUCCGUUUGGACUCCAGAAUGCAGUGUUCUCAAUCACAGACGUGUCGUUGCCAAACUACCUGGUGGCGUCGUCAGUAGGCCUGCUGCCCACACAGCUCCUAAACUCCUACCUGGGCACCACGCUGCGCACCAUGGAGGACGUUAUCGCAGAACAGAGCAUCAGCGGAUACCUUGUCUUCAGUCUACAGAUCAUCAUCAGUAUAGGCCUGAUGUUCUACGUGGUCCAUCGGGCCCAGGUGGAGCUGAAUGCGGCCAUCGCUGCCUGUCAGAUGGAGCUGAAGACAUCACGCAUGAACGGCACUUCCACCAAUCACAGCGGCUUCACCUACUGCAGCAAGAGGGCGUCGGCCGGGGGUGGGAUCAUCAACGUGGUCUGAUAAAUGUCUCAAAAACCUGAUUGGAGACGAGCGACUGGGAUCGAACUGAACACUGAUUGGCCAGUGUAGCAGUUGUGAUAUCUGAUAGGAGUGCCUUCCACGGUGAGGAGUACCUGCCAAAUAGGGAUGCUGAUUGUGUGGAUCUAUAGGGCUUGUAGGUGCAGCUGAGGGGUGCCAGGUGUUUAGUAGUCAGGUACGGUGGUGUUGUCGUCAUGGACUUCGAACACACCGACAGCUUCAUUGCAUUUUGGUACACCGGAAUUACAUUAAUUUCCAAUGAAACGCUGCGUUUGCUUUUCUGCAUUGUUGCAGAGGCAGUUGCAGUUCGUUCUGUGUGGUGUGUAUGUUGGAUUUAUCGAAGGUACGAGUCAAACUGUAUGAGUAGACGGCUUGACAGAAAUGGUAGCAGAAGGUGAAUGUUGAACUGUUGUUACAUGCAUAUCCAGAUGAGGCUGUCGGUGUGUUGGAGGAGUUAACCUGAGCUCUCUAUACAACACAGCUCACCAUUCAGAUCUCCAAGACCAUUGGCUUCUCUUCUACAGUGUUGGACCAGGGGCCAAUGGCUUCUCUUCUAAAGUGUGGGACCAGGGGCCAAUGGCUUCUCUUCUACAGUGUGGGACCAGGGGCCAAUGGCUUCUCUUCUAAAGUGUGGGACCAGGGGCCAAUGGCUUCUCUUCUACAGUGUGGGACCAGGGGCCAAUGGCUUCUCUUCUAAAGUGUGGGACCAGGGGCUAUGCUAUAUGUUGAACUCAUUUAUAAUGAUGAAAUAAAUAAAUGGUACAGCACACUGA
Salvelinus namaycush (lake trout) is the source of this 2773-nucleotide messenger RNA. Its product is annotated as transmembrane protein 64-like. The record is from RefSeq and is a predicted model, not a curated record. The transcript has 3 exons. NCBI's taxonomy places the organism in Eukaryota, Metazoa, Chordata, Actinopteri, Salmoniformes, Salmonidae. Bases 918 to 1982 code for a protein of 354 amino acids.